GCAUUUUAGGCUAAAAUACAACUUACAAUUACCACUUUUCUGUGUCAUAACUUGCUAUGUGUACAUCAAAUUUUGAAAUGGAGGCCUACAUAAGAUGGCAGCAAAUUUUACAUCCUGAUGGCCGAUGUUGUGGUUGACGUUCAAUUUUAACAGUGUAGGGAAUGUUUGAGAUAAAGCGAUAAGAUGGCCAGCUCAUCUGACGAAUGGGAAGAAGAGGAGCAAUAUGUAUUAGUUGAACUGCAAGGUCUAAUAGAGACAGAUCAUCUGAAAAAUUGCACCAAAGAAAAUUCAUUUGUCUGGGGUGCAGACACAGAAAGUCCAGUCCUAAAAUUGAAUCAUUAUGUCUUUUCAGGAGAGUAUAAUGAUACUGUGGGAACUGCUGUUUUCUUUGAAGAAAAAGAAAUUGAUGGGAAAAUGAAGCUAAAAUACAAGUGUCACACAACAAGAAAGCUAGAGGCAAUAAGGUCGUGUUUGCAGCCAAAAGAGGAUCAAGCACCAAAUGAGAAUCAACAUGAAGAGCCACAGGAUGUUGACAUGAAAACAACAGAAAAAUGAAUCAAUCAAUCGUUUUCUAAAAAAGGUCAAAAUGUUGUGGUUAUUGUUCAGUUAAGAACCACCAAAAAGUAGCUAAGAAACAAAGACACUACAAAUUGCUAGUGGAUGGAGUAAAAAGUCCUUUUGAGUUAGUGCUUGGUUAAGGGGGCUCUUCAGAAAUCAUUGUCAAAAAGAAUAACAUAAAAACGCUUAUUGGACACUUCCACCUAAACUGUUUUAAAUGAAAACAAAAUAGUACAAAACUGUGGAAAUAAAAUAAAAUGAUAAUAAUUGUUUCUGGUAUAUUAGUGUGAUGUGACUUUCAUUUUUUUAUUUUAUUCUUGGCAAUUUAAAUGGCUUUUCUACACAAUUAUGAAAGACCAAACAUCUCAACAGCAUGCCUUGAAGGGAAAGCCAUAUCAGUAAUUUUUAGUAAAAAAAAUAAUUUUUUCUCACUUAUUGGUACAAAAAAAUGAAUUUUACCUUACUAUAUGCAAAUCUCAAUUGUACAGCACAAUGUUAUAUGCUUAUCUCAUAUAAUGUUGACAUUUCCACAUCUAGAAACCUUGUGUUUUCAAAUAGUUAUUGUUUGAGUGACGAUAUCAUAUUCAGCUUAGGGUAUUACUCCAGUUGAGUGGAUUUUGUUUCAAGAGUUCUCUCUCCUGCCUAUUUUCUUCUUCCUUUUGUCGUCUUCUUUCUUCUGCUCUUUGCUCUAUCAACUAUAAAACAUUAUGAAGAGUAGCAAUUAAGACUAGCAUUUUAUGUGAGCAAAUAUAUUCUGAAGUAAAGGUUUGUGAAAUUCAUUUACUAGAUUUUAAUUUAUAAAGAUAAACCAGUCUCUUGAUUUCCUUCAUACGGUUAACAUCUUUAUUUUAAUUUGAUUUUUAGAUUUUUGGUAACUUUUCAUCUAUUUAAAUUUUUUAACCAUCUACCUUAACUAUUUGCUCAACUCAUUACCAUAGAUGUAUUGGGUACAAUUGCUCAAAUGAGUAAUGGAUACUUUGCAUUUAGUUGAUUCCAAAGCAGGCACUGCACAACCAUUGGGCUAGCAGGGGCUAUAGCCUUCGGCUCUUCUGCAAUAAUAGGUUUACUCUAAUGCAACUUUGGAAAGUCUACACUAAAGGAUCCUUAGAAGGUAGCAGUUCUUCUUGACAGGGAACCCAUUUGUGUUCCUUGGUGUUUUUUGUUGUUUAAUGAUCAGCUUUAUUCUCAAACUUGGUAUUGUGUCUUUAUCGUAAUUGAAUUCUUCUAUGAA
Messenger RNA from Rhopilema esculentum, 1789 nucleotides. Its product is annotated as general transcription factor 3C polypeptide 6. Gene Ontology annotation, biological process: transcription by RNA polymerase III. Gene Ontology annotation, cellular component: transcription factor TFIIIC complex. The record is from RefSeq and is a predicted model, not a curated record. NCBI's taxonomy places the organism in Eukaryota, Metazoa, Cnidaria, Scyphozoa, Rhizostomeae, Rhizostomatidae.